UAAGCCCCGAAUGUCGUCACUUCCGGUUGUGAGCCAUGUCUGACCCUCCAUCUGCACAUUGUGCUGUUAGUGAAGCUUCCACAGCGGUUUCAGGUGAAGUUUCGGCCCCAGAUGGAGAUCCUGAAGGGUUUGCAGAUUUAUCCGAGCUUCCUGUUGAAGUCAGUGAGAGGAGACCGACGUGUCUGCGGUGCUGCCGCCCAGAGAAGGUGUGUUUGUGUCCUUUUCUCCCCGCCGAGCCGCUGGACGUCUCCACCUGCCUUUACAUCGUGCAGCAUCCUGCAGAGGAGAGUCGAGUUCUCCGUACCGUCCCCCUUCUGGCCGCCUGCUUACCUCCAGGCAAAUGUAAAGUCCUGAUCGGAAGACGGUUUAGUGAAGAGAGACAUGCUGAGUUGGCCGCCGUGUGCAGAGACACACGAACCUUCGUCCUGUAUCCUGGAUCUGAUGCCGAAAACCUGGAGGACAUGGACGUGGACUUCACUGUUACUCCUCACAACAUUGUAAUAAUAGAUGGCACGUGGAGUCAAGCCAAGGACAUGUUCCUCAGAAACGCACUGUUCCACUUACCCAAACAGGUGCAGUUAAACAGCGCCCCCUUCAGCCAGUACGUGAUCCGCACUCAGCCCACCAACAUGUGCCUGUCCACACUCGAGUGUGCUGCUGUCACUCUGUCCAUUAUGGAGAAAAACCAAGCCAUACAGGAGGUUCUCCUGAAGCCUCUUCGAGCUUUGUGUUCGUUCCAGUUGCAGCAUGGUGCUCAGGUUCAUCACAGCAAAGAGCACCUUCUGAAGAGCGGCCUGUACGACAAACCCCUGCCCAAAAACAAGCGCAAGAUCAAGAGGAUGCAGAAACUCAUCACCAGCCAGGACGUCUGAUUACAAACUGAACAUCGGACAAACUGACUAAGACCAGAACCUCGGGACUGUCUGACUGCACCCAGAACACCCUGCUGUCUGAUUACAGCCUGGACAUCUGAAGUCUGAUCCAGACUACAGCCUGGAUUUAUGACUUGUAUACGACUGAGACUGCUGGAGCAGAAACGUACCCUAUAUUUUUAUUUAUCUUUUGUUUCUUUCUUUUUUGUUAAGUGAAGAAAUAAUUGACGUUCUCUUUACUGUCGGAACUCUAAACUACAGAGUUAAUCGCUGGCAACAUCUGAGUCUGAAAUGAUAUACCGGAAAAACCUUUAAAUGAAGGUCCAUUGAAGGCUUUUUUUUGGACCUUUUAAGCACUGAGAUCGGAUUCCAGUUCUGUUUUGUUAUAGUUUAUUCCCUAAAGACUCUACAGGAAUGUGUCCGAUCUAUAUGACGGUUAAAUCUUCUGCUGUUUCAUACUUUAAAAUACAUUCUCUGUUCUGACACCAGCUGGUUUUAAUACAACUCAAUACAACUUGCUGCUUGUUGAUUGUUUCUCACUGUUUUCUUCUUAAGAUCCAUUUUUUUUAAUGAAGAAAUUUAAAAUACAUUUGGUGAAUUUUCCUGGAAUAAAUUAUUUUAU
Tachysurus vachellii is the source of this 1494-nucleotide messenger RNA. RefSeq names its product DTW domain containing 2 (gene dtwd2). The transcript is spliced from 6 exons. Lineage: Eukaryota; Metazoa; Chordata; Actinopteri; Siluriformes; Bagridae. The record is from RefSeq and is a predicted model, not a curated record. The coding region runs from base 36 to 872 and encodes 278 amino acids.